Molecule: messenger RNA, 1107 nt
Organism: Hibiscus syriacus
Lineage: Eukaryota; Viridiplantae; Streptophyta; Magnoliopsida; Malvales; Malvaceae
Product: transcription factor MYB56-like
Exons: 3
Coding region: 22-1107 (361 amino acids)
Biological process (GO): regulation of DNA-templated transcription
Cellular component (GO): nucleus
Molecular function (GO): RNA polymerase II cis-regulatory region sequence-specific DNA binding; DNA-binding transcription factor activity, RNA polymerase II-specific
Source: RefSeq, a predicted model, not a curated record
GUUUUAUAUGCACCAGACAAUAUGAAUAGUCUCCGUUGUCAAUCUUCAACUUCUUCUUCUUCACUUGGUUCCUCUAUGGGGAUGGUUUACCCAGACAUGCGUUGUCUUUCUCUUGGUUCAAGCUACGGUACUGUUUUUUUCUCGCAGGAAAAGGAAAGAGCUUGGGGUUUUCAUUUCAUUGAGGAAAACCACAGCUCUGAUGUUGUGGAGGGUAAGUGCUUAAAUGAAGAGAAUGCCGUGAGUGGCAAGGAAUCAGACAGUGGGCAGUCGAAGCUUUGUGCCAGUGGCCAUUGGAGGCCUGCAGAAGACACUAAGCUCAAGGAACUUGUUGCUCUUUAUGGUCCUCAGAACUGGAACUUUAUAGCUGAGAAGUUGGAUGGAAGAUCAGGUAAGAGUUGCAGGCUGAGAUGGUUUAAUCAGUUGGACCCUAGGAUCAAUAGAAGAGCUUUUACCGAAGAAGAAAAGGAGAGGCUAAUUCAAGCUCAUAGACUUUACGGUAACAAAUGGGCAAUGAUUGCUAGGCUGUUCCCUGGAAGAACUGAUAAUGCAGUGAAGAACCAUUGGCAUAUGAUUAUGGCCAGGAAGUAUAGACAACAAUCAAGUGCCUACAGGAGGCGGAGGCUGAGUCAAUCUGUUUCUAGGAAGAUUGAAGAAACUCCUGGCUUUGUCUGCAGAGAUGCAGCAACAAAAGCAGAACCACCCCAAUACUAUCAGUUUGGAACCUUCAAAGGUGCUGUUGAUGCAUGUGGGGUUGAUGAGAGUGACUCUAAUGUUUCACCCCGCAUGACUAGUGGGAGAGAAGCAAUCUUAAGCAACCAGAUCCCUCAUCAUAAUGGGUUUUGUUCACAACGCAAACCUUUUGAUUUCUUCCCUGAUGUUAAGAGCAAUGGCAUGAUGGGCAGCAUGCUCAGCAAGACCAGAUUUUGGGGAUGGCCCAUUGAUAAGCCCCAAAUAUACAGGAUAUCAAUGCAACAGUCCCAAAGAAUCACAGAUUCCACUCCUCAAGUUUCAGCCACUGAACCUUCAUCGUCAAUGGCAGCGAGCAGCUGCCCCUAUGAGGCCGUUCCACCACCUUUCAUUGACUUUCUUGGAGUAGGAGCCAUAUGA